GAGAAGCGAAGAGCCGCUGGCAGCGCCGAUCUCCCCAGCGCGCAGGUUUUAAGAACUUUAGCUCUCAAAAUGGGCAGAAUCUUCCUUGAUCAUAUCGGCGGUACCCGUCUGUUUUCUUGUGCAAACUGUGAUACGAUCCUUACCAACCGCUCAGAACUCAUCUCUACUCGGUUCACAGGCGCCACUGGUAGAGCAUUUCUUUUUAACAAGGUAGUUAACUUGCAGUACAGUGAAGUUCAAGAUCGGGUCAUGCUCACUGGCCGCCACAUGGUUCGAGAUGUGAGCUGCAAAAACUGCAAUAGCAAACUGGGAUGGAUCUAUGAGUUUGCUACUGAAGACAGCCAGCGUUAUAAGGAAGGCCGUGUGAUCCUGGAACGUGCACUAGUUCGAGAGAGUGAAGGCUUUGAGGAGCAUGUACCAUCUGAUAACUCUUGAAGAAAAAAGAUAAAUCCAUCUUUUCCCAGGUCUCCUUCACUGAAAACAGAAAUCUACUUACAUACACUGUCACCUUAGCAUCAGAGUCGGAUUCAUGAACUGCAAACAAGAGGGUGUGAGAACUGAGAUGGAACCUUUCUUUCU
Molecule: messenger RNA, 579 nt
Organism: Chionomys nivalis (European snow vole)
Lineage: Eukaryota; Metazoa; Chordata; Mammalia; Rodentia; Cricetidae
Product: protein yippee-like 5
Exons: 1
Coding region: 70-435 (121 amino acids)
Source: RefSeq, a predicted model, not a curated record